CUUCAUAUUCUAUCAAUUGCCGCUAUCACCUACUACCGUCUCGACCACGCUCACGAACGUCGAAUUUGUCAACAAGACUACGUCGGUCAGCUUUGCCCUCGACCAACCACGCGAUAUCAAUACUGGGACUACUUCUUUCAAUAUCAGUACAGUCCAUGUUUAUCAGAACCACUCCACUUCUCGCCGCGCUCCUUCUGCCAUGCACCCUCGCCUUCCCAUAUCCACUCCCGAACUCAACAAUAGCUCGAAACAGCACAAUCUGCAAUUCCACUCUCUCCCUCUGCGACGCCAACCUCACCGCCACCGCCGACCCUCCUCCCACCACGCCGGGCAAGUACAAAUGCAUCGAGAUCUGGCCGGCGGACCUUGCCGUGGUGAACUCGCGCUACCCAGACUACGACGUCGGCCGCCUGCACCAAGCCAGACAAUUCUUUAUGCUGCGUCGCCAACUCCUCGGCGACGGCGAGAUAGCCACACGCGUGCAGUUCCAGGGCCUCCCUUCAAAUACCUCGAACCUCACCUGCCGGCUCGAGUUCAUCCUCCCCAAUCUGCAACUGCAGCUCAUACACGGACCGAAUCCGAGCUUUGACAUAUAUCAAGUUGAGCGCGAAUUCGGGUCGAUGGCUACGUGGAAUACCUACGAAGGUCAAGAUAGCACCGAAGUGUUUGGCACUGUAAACGGCGAGCCCGAGGCGCUGGAGAGGACGAGAAGCGUUAGUGGUGUAGCGGCGAUUAACGAGACGGCUUGCAAUCAAACGCUGAGCUUUCAGAUGCGGAUGAAGUAUGACAGUGUGGAUAUGCCAAACUACUGGGGGUUCUCAAAUGUUGAGCCGCCGGCAUGGCCAGAGCAGGGCUUCAGGGUUGUGUAUGGUUGUUGA
Molecule: messenger RNA, 878 nt
Organism: Cucurbitaria berberidis CBS 394.84
Lineage: Eukaryota; Fungi; Ascomycota; Dothideomycetes; Pleosporales; Cucurbitariaceae
Exons: 1
Coding region: 156-878 (240 amino acids)
Source: RefSeq, a predicted model, not a curated record